Messenger RNA from Bursaphelenchus xylophilus (pine wood nematode), 3192 nucleotides. The record is from the annotation of a GenBank genome assembly. Lineage: Eukaryota; Metazoa; Nematoda; Chromadorea; Rhabditida; Aphelenchoididae.
AUGACCUAUCCGUUGACCCAUUCAAAGUCUCACAAUGAGGUUGUCAGUUCCAAUGGAAUCAAUCUCAUCGAUUGUUUCAAAAGAUUUGCAACAAAAUCCAGGUCAAAGAAGAAGCUGCCAAGUCUGGAUUGGGUUCCGAAGCCGGAAGAUGUUCAUCCUUCUAUGAAUAUUGAUGCCAAGCCAAAGAAAUAUGGGUCGUCUUCGAAUGUGAACCAACUGAAAGUCGAUUAUGCCCAAUCUACUCUCAAUUAUAUCAAGUUUAAGUCAAGGAAAGCUGAUCUUAUGAAUCAAUCUUGUUAUGGCAAGCUCUCCUGUGAUGAUUAUGACAAUAUGUCUGAUUUUGUGAAGUAUCGGGAACCCGAGAUGAAUGUCCGGAGGACAAGAAAGGCUGUCAGUGAGGUCGACGCUCCCACGAUGAAUAUCGAGAAGAAUAGAAACUCGGCUUUCUUCAAAGCAGUUCCUAAGACAAGAGAUAUGAGGAAGAGUUAUGUCGAGGGGAGUCUAGCAGACAGGAAUACCUAUACCUCGAGCAGAAGUUCUUCGAUUAUCUGGAAUGAUGAAUUGAAGCCUCUGAUUCCAGAAUUCCCACUAUCCGAGUAUCCUGGUUGUGGACAGAACUACGGUAAAUAUGAUUGACGUAAUUGCGAGUGUUGUGAGCCUUGUGGAUAACAUUUAUUCUUCUUCGAUAGAUAACUUAACCAGUGUCCUUACCGAUUAAUUUUUUCAGUAAUUGCGCGACGACCACGCCCGGUCUCGUGUUAUGGAGAAUUCCUGAAGCGGCGUGGAGCAGAAGCGUCUUCAGAUGGUUUGUUUGUCACUCUUUUGGGGGUUUCCAUCCUCUCUUUACUUGCUUCUGAGUACGGGAAUCUGCCGAGGAGACAAGUACGCUCUCUUUUGGCGCCAUCUCAUUACUUCUCCGGGCUUUCUCUUCUCUUUGCUGUUCUUUUGCUGCGUUUCCUUUGCUAUGCCGUGCCCAUUUACAACUUUUCACACAGCUUUUUUCAUGAAUAAGUCCUUUGGGGAUUAGGCGUGCUGAGUAUUUUUAUUUUAUGUAUUUUUGUUCCAGGCCACAGUGUAAUCACGGGAGGCUCUUCCUCCACAUUCUCCCCGCCGGUUGUGGCGGUUCCAGCCCAGUCUGGCCAGAUGUGUCUCGAGACUGCAUUCCAGCAAUCAGAUGGCGUUUUCUCAGUCGGAGACAGGUAAGAUAGUAUUAUUUUAUAUCGUUAUUGUUAUUGUUACUUUUUAUAAGAAUGAUAAUGCUGGACGGGAUUUUGAUGGAGGAACUUUUAGUUUCUGUUAGCAGUUGAAAAUAAUUUGGAUUUUUUGUUUGUGGGGCCUUCUAUUUUACCCGGGAGUUUUGCAUUUUUGAUCACCAUUCCAUUUCUCCCAAAAUUUCUUGUGUAAUUAAAUUAGGCAUCUCUUGGCCGAACGCCUCUCUUUUCUUUUCUUUUGUAAUCUCCGGAACCACUCGACCUUGCGCAGUUUUUAUGUUUUUUUUGGCCUGGCAUAGCUUGGAGCCCUGAUUAACGACUUUGUUUAUAUUCAAUAAGUUGAAGGGCCAUUGUCUCCUUAAGGGUUUGACCUCCGCAAAGCCUGGGAAGACUUCUGAAACGCAUUCCCGACGCUUUCUUUAGUAGACUGGACCUUGCUCGGUGCCAACGGCGAGAAAAGGAGGGCGCGCGGAAAGGCAGAUGCAUCUAAAGAUUGGGACAGGGAGUAGAGCGGCCUUAUAUCGACCACGACGUUUUAUUUAUUCUGAACAUGGGUUUGGGGGGAACUUCUUCCAAGAGCAAGUCCAGAAAGAAGACCAGGUAAUCUGGGGUUUAGGUCUUAGGCGUUUGAGUAGAUAACUACUCCCAUUAGAAUCGGAGUAGUUAGGGCAAUGUCUUCGAUCUUAUUUAUCUUUUGCUAAAAUCGUAUUUUUAGUGGUGCUGGCGACUUUAACCAUGAUUCAUACCGUGACCGAACCCUCAGAUCCCAUUCCUAUUAUGCUGAUAACCAUUCACAAGAAGAUGUAAGCAGGUUGUCAUCCAUUAGCCGUGGCCACCCCAGAGAUGUCUACGCCCAAGUUCAGCCCCUGUCUUCACGAAGAGUUCAGCCGGCCAGGCUCGAGGAUAUUAAGGAAAUGUCGUAAGGACUAUCUUUGAAAUAUGAAUUACAUUAAUUUUUAGAACGGAUCCAAUAAGAAAUGAGUAUCGCGAUUACAAGCAGAGAUGUAAAGAAUUGGAUUUGGCGAUGAAAGAAAUCGAAAUGAAGUACAGGAGAUCUAUGGAAGAGUUAGAGGAAGUGAAGAGGGAAAGAGACAGAGAAGUUAUGGAGAAGGAGGAGUGGAAGAAAAAGUUCGAAGAUCUUAACGUUCUACAUCAGAGGACAAAAGAGGAGGAUGCAAACAGGCUGUUCGAGAAUUUGAAAAUCCAUUCCAAUCCAGUUAGUAUUUUGAAGUAAAAUAUUUUAAUCAAUCUAUAUUUUUUCAGCACACCCCACUGACAGAAAGAUUGGAUGAAUUGGCCGAGCUUGAUCAACUCACCAACUCUGUAAAUUCGAUUUCAUCCUCAGACCGACCUCCCCUUCCAAUUUCCCAGUCCAUGAACUUUUCGUUGACGCCUGCUACCAGAUAUGGUCAGGGUUUAAGUCGUCGUCCAACGUCCCUGAUUUCAUCGAAUAUGAACCAGUCCCGACUUGGAUUUGCGCCGACUCCUCAUUCUGCUGAAAGAUGCAAAUUGACGGGGAAAAAAGAACUUCAGGGGCGGUCCACAUCAACUACACCCGAUUCCGGAGCAAUGUCAAUCAAUGGAGAAUUGGCCCCCGAAAUUGCGGCAAAGAUGGAUGAAGUCCAAAAGAAUAUGUUGAUGAUGAUGAAGACGAUGAGUCGACUCAAGGAAGAUAUCGAGGGCGUUUUGAAGGACGAGUACGUCAACGUUGCUGAGUAUAUAAGUAAGUCCUCUUACAAUUGCGAUUUGAUGUUUCCGCCUCUCCUAUCACUAUCUUUUGUUCUUUCCAGAUUUUGCCUUCGAAAGGAUGAGCAUGGUCUUGGAACGCUCAAAGCGGGUUACCAGCGAAGAGGUCCUAAAUUUCUUGGAAUCCCAUGCCAAACAGUUAUGGGAAUUUUCAAAUCUGGUGGAACAAGUGGACAUUCUUCUUGUGGAGUUAUCCAAGAGAUCUGAUCAAAAAAUUGAAUGCAAUGUACAGUAA